This is a messenger RNA of Impatiens glandulifera, 1608 nucleotides long. Its product is annotated as eukaryotic translation initiation factor 3 subunit A-like. NCBI's taxonomy places the organism in Eukaryota, Viridiplantae, Streptophyta, Magnoliopsida, Ericales, Balsaminaceae. The coding region runs from base 1 to 1608 and encodes 535 amino acids. The transcript has 3 exons. The record is from RefSeq and is a predicted model, not a curated record.
AUGGAACCGCCCUCGCAAACAAGAGAUGAAGAAGAUUCGGCCUCAUCAUCUGACCGAACCGGCACGCAGAACACGGAUGAAAAUCCGUCUGAUAAAGAAGAAGGACCGAAUGACGAAGAACAAUCGGCUACAAGUCUUGACAAUGUCGGUGCGGCCGAUGCCGGUGCAGACUGCCGUGAGGAGGAAGAGACUCCCAUUGACAACGACCAAAUGAUAGCCGCGAACAUUGUACGACAAAUCUUGGAGGAAAUCGAUCUGCGAGCUCAAGCGGCUUCCGCAGUAUACCGGGAAUGGUUCGAGUACCGAUCUGACAAAUUCUUCAAGCACAUGCUACCGGGCCUAACCGAUGGACAAAGUUUCAGAAGGCUGAAGGAGAUAGAAGAAACCGUUAUAAGACUCACAAACGCCGAGGAUCCUAACGAAGCCAUGGACCAACAUGCAAUAGUGAAAUCGCAUGCUCGGCUACAAAAACUAACCGUACACAUACAAAAGCUUAAAGAAAGGUAUGUUGCAGGAACACCGAAGGCUAAGUUACAACUAUUGGUGUUGGAUAUGCUUGAGGUCAAGAAAGGGGAACUCAUUGACGAGAUAGAGGAGAUUGAAGCGGUGCGCAUACAACGAGGCGUCACAGAAGAAAGGGUCAAGUCCCUUAUUCAAGAGUUUGCCGACUCAAAGGUUCGACCAUGGAAGAGGAAAAUGAAGAAAGCCGCUCUUCAAACAAUCAAGUUAGCUGAAACAACAAGGGAUGAACUGGUGAAGGGAGAUGCCCGAAUCACAGAGAUCGAAGCCAACUACCGGGACAAUACUCCUCUACACAACGAUCAUCUUCAGCGAACCGAAGACUUGGAAGCUACAACCUCGAAGAUGGUGGAUGACUUGGAACGGUUUCAAGGGAAAACCGAGCAACGGCUCACGAAGGUCGAUGAAGACCUGGGGCAGUCAAGCACCAAAGCCGCUUCCACACUCAACAGAGUUAUCAGCCUCGAGGAAAAGAAUGCAAGCCUUGAGGAUCGGAAUACCCAACUUGAAGCCGACCUCAAGGCGCUCACCGAACAGGAGGCAAACGCUCGAGCGGCUAAAGAACUACAGGAUGCCUUGGAUGCACAAAACCGGACAGAGAAGGAAGCACCGCGGUCAUCUAAUGCGACCUUCGACGAACGCGUAAGAAUAUUAACGGCAAGUGAUCCGGAAUUCGAAAAAACCGUGGCCGCUAGAGAAGACAAGGAGGCAGAGCGGUUAAACAAUGAAAAACGAAGGCUCGCCGAUUAUGCCAAGGCUCUCAAAAAGACCAAGGCAGCUUCUUCCUCUUCGGUUCCGGCAAAACGGAAAAGGAAAACAUCAUCAAGGCAGGUUCAAGUAACCGAGAUGCAGGAGAGGAUCACCGAGACAAAUAUCGAAACUCCAUCGAACCCAGUUUCCCAAACCGAGGAUGAAAUCGAAGAGAAUCUCGAGCCGCGAUCUUCAAGACAACGACUUCUCAAUACGGCUCCAAUCAGCACGGUCGAUCAACCGCAAGCUAGAGGUUCAUCUUCAAGACCGGAUCAACCGAAUGAUGAGCAACCAACCGAUGAUAUGUUGAAAGACUUUCGGCUAUCCGAUUCAGAAUAG